AUGAAAGAGGUCGAUCGAGAGAUCGAUCUGGAAGAUAAACCUCGACCCCCUCCAAGGAUCAUUUCGGGGGCCACCGCAGAUCGCUCUCCAAAGAUCGCUCUGCCGGACGAAAAUCCAAUGGUGAAAACCAAACCGGCCAAAGCCGAGCCCUAUCUUCUUGUCGACAGGUCCCUUCACCUCAAGCCGAGGAAGACGAUCUCGAGGUCUACCACACCGAGUCGAGCUAAGAUGAAAACGCUGAGAUCGGAAGGCGAGGAUCGCCAGAUCGACCAGACCGUAGAAUCGAAUAUUAGAGUCAGAGAGGAACACGAUAAAAAACUGGACGAGAUCGCAAUGCCAAAGACCGAAUAUGACCCAGUGAAGAUCUCGCCCAUGGAGAAUGUAACGGCGAAUAAGUGGUGA
Messenger RNA from Peronospora matthiolae, 402 nucleotides. NCBI's taxonomy places the organism in Eukaryota, Oomycota, Peronosporomycetes, Peronosporales, Peronosporaceae. The record is from the annotation of a GenBank genome assembly.